Molecule: messenger RNA, 1242 nt
Organism: Dromiciops gliroides (monito del monte)
Lineage: Eukaryota; Metazoa; Chordata; Mammalia; Microbiotheria; Microbiotheriidae
Gene: MYOZ2
Product: myozenin 2
Exons: 6
Coding region: 263-1000 (245 amino acids)
Cellular component (GO): Z disc; actin cytoskeleton
Molecular function (GO): actin binding; FATZ binding; telethonin binding
Source: RefSeq, a predicted model, not a curated record
UCAGCUGGAUGUCAGUCUCUUCAGAGAGGCUCAGUCCGCACUUGGUGUUGGUGCAAGGUACCAUGCAGACUCAAGCACAAGAAUAGACGCUGUUCUCCGGGUCCAGCUCACCAUCCAUACCCCCUCUGACUCCCAGCCCUCCACCCACAGGCCAGGCUUCUUCCCUGCUGCCAAACAAGGUUGGCCAACCUGCAGGGAAGCUGCCCUUGAAUAUUUAACACCCAGCUCUUUGGAAAGCAGAGGAAGCAGCAAGUCGGCAAUCAUGAAGGAAAUUCAUGGAAACGUGGACGGUAUGGACCUGGGCAAAAAGCUCAGCAUCCCCAGAGACAUCAUGCUGGAAGAACUGUCGGUCCUCAGUAACCGAGGGGCUCGAUUGUUUAAGAGGCGCCAGAGGAGAUCAGAGAAGUACACGUUUGAAAACUUCCAUUGUGAAUCCAAAGCAGAAAUGAACUACAGGAUUGCCAUGCAGAAUGGAACUCUGGAUGGUAGCAGCAUGGAAGGUGGCUCCCAGCAGGGCCCACUGACCCCUCCUAACACGCCAGACCCCCGGAGUCCACCCAAUCCAGAAAACAUUGCACCAGGAUACUCUGGACCGCUGAAGGAAAUUCCUCCUGAGAGAUUCAACACCACAGCUGUACCUAAGUUCUAUCAGUCUCCUUGGGAGCAGGCCAUCAGCAAUGAGCCAGAGCUGUUGGAGGCUUUCUACCCCAAACUCUUUAAGCCUGAAGAAAAGGCAGAGCUUCCAGACUUCCGGAGCUUUAACAGAGUCGCCACACCAUUUGGAGGGUUUGAGAAGGCAUCCAAAAUGGUCAAAUUCAAAGUUCCAGAUUUUGACCUGCUCCUGCUGACUGAUCCCAGGUUCAUGGCUUUUGCCAAUCCUCUUUCUGGCAGGCGGUCCUUCAAUAGAACUCCUAAGGGAUGGCUAUCAGAGAAUGUCCCCAUAGCAAUCACCCCAGUGCCAACAGAGGAGAAUACUGUGCCAGAAACUGACGACCUGUGAGGAGAAUUAAGAGCCCUAAUGCACUAUCAACCCCCAACCCAGUGAAAUAGAGGCCCCUUGUCUUACCAGGAUGCAUACCAACAGAUGCUCCUUGUUUGCCUUAGAGUCUAAUUGGUAACUAUCUAAACUGCAAUAUUCUAUAUGUGGAGUUUUGUUUCAUUUACAAAUAGAAUAUUAAUAAAAUCAUUAAGAGCCCGAUCAGCAAAAUUGCUUAUCUCAUGUUUUCAUUCAUAUUUCUUAUG